CUUUCCCUCCCCCUCCCCUUCCUCUUCAACUUCCUCUAUUCCAUUCUCUCUUUCUUUCUAUUUUUCUCUUCCCCUUGUUUCUCCUUUUCUAUUUUUGCCCCCCUCCCUCCCUCCCUCUCCUUUAUCAAUUACUAAACUAAUUUAUCAGCCUGGCUUCUGGGGGUUUAUUUGUGAAAUUACUAAAACAUAGGGAUUGGGCGUGGAAAUUUUUGGAAGGGGUUUUUAUUUUUAUAUUUUGCUAUUAUUUUUAUUAUUUGCUGACGUGGCAUGCAUUGUGGGGGAGUAGUAGUAGUAGGUUUAGGUUAAGAAGAGAGAAGAAGAUUUGAAGGAUGAUGAAUAGUAAUACCACCAAAACGAUGCGUUUACCUCCUCGUAGAUUAAUGACGUCACCUAGGCCCAACAACAAGAGGAAAGAAAGAGAGGGCCUUGAUUAUGAUGAUGAUGAUGAUGAGGCCCACCAACUGCCAUUGACGGCUAAAGUACCCAAGCCGACGCCGACGCCGCAUUCCAAGCAGCUCCUUGCCGGCUACUUGGCUCACGAGUUCCUCACUAAAGGAACGCUCUUCGGUCAGACUUGGGAUAAUCCAGAUCCGGCUGCUAAUGCUAACGCUAACGCUAUGGCUUCUUCCUCUUCUUCCUUUUCUUCCUUUUCUUCUUCUCCUCCACUCACUACAGAGCCUCAAGAGAAGCGCCAAGCCGAAGCCCAAUUACACCACCCAAAGAAGAAUUACCAAUCCUACGUGGAGGUGGCUAAUUUGUUGAAACACAAUGGGCCCCACCUUGAAGGUAUUGUAAAUCCCACCCAGCUAGCUCGCUUCCUUAACCUAUGAUGAUGAUGAUGAUGAUGAUUUUCUUCCUUUAAUUAAAAAAAUAUAGUAUUGAAAGGAAAAAUAA
This is a messenger RNA of Cucumis sativus (cucumber), 894 nucleotides long. RefSeq lists its product as uncharacterized. The coding region runs from base 330 to 830 and encodes 166 amino acids. Lineage: Eukaryota; Viridiplantae; Streptophyta; Magnoliopsida; Cucurbitales; Cucurbitaceae. The record is from RefSeq and is a predicted model, not a curated record. The transcript has a single exon.